Molecule: messenger RNA, 1559 nt
Organism: Olea europaea var. sylvestris
Lineage: Eukaryota; Viridiplantae; Streptophyta; Magnoliopsida; Lamiales; Oleaceae
Product: AT-hook motif nuclear-localized protein 24
Exons: 1
Coding region: 412-1296 (294 amino acids)
Biological process (GO): vegetative to reproductive phase transition of meristem
Cellular component (GO): nucleus
Molecular function (GO): DNA-binding transcription factor activity; minor groove of adenine-thymine-rich DNA binding
Source: RefSeq, a predicted model, not a curated record
AAUAUUUAUACAUACAUACACCGUCUUUACCAAAAUCAAGCCCUAACUAGUUAAUCCGGUAAUAACCAUCUGAAAUCUAAGAACUCUGAAAACCCUCAAAGAAAAUCUUAGUAAAACGCCGUCAAGUGUUCUGUGAAAGUGGUGAGAUGGAGAAAUCUGGUGGGUGACACCCAAAAAUCCACUCCUUUUUUCUCUUUAUGAUGAAGACUAUGAGUACCUUGAUUAAUUAAACAAGGCAAAAAAUACCAAGAAAGUAAGAGAAAGGAGAGACAGAGAAAGCCCAAAGUCCACUAAUCAAUCUUUUAAAAUCAUUACACCCUUUAUUGUAGUUCUAUAUUUUGGCCUCUCUGUAAAAGGUCAUCUCUUGGUGUAAUAUAAGUAAGCAAUAGCGCUAGAAUUUGAAGGGAAAUUAUGGAUCCAGUAACAGCAUCAGCACAUGGUCAUUCACUUCCACCUCCUUUCCACACAAGGGAUUUCAAUUUGCAGCAGCAAUUCCAUCAUCAGGGCCAUAAUUCUGAAGAUGAGCAGAGUGAAACCAGUGGCCUAAACAUGGGACAGAAACGAAAUCGCGAUGAAGAGAAUGAAAUGAACAUGAACGCUGGUGAGAACGAAGAGGGCGGCUCCAUGGGAAUGGGAGGAGAGAUGACAAGACGGCCUAGAGGAAGACCGGCUGGAUCCAAGAACAAGCCCAAGCCACCAAUCAUCAUCACACGCGAUAGUGCUAAUGCCCUAAGAACCCAUGUCAUGGAAAUUUCAGACGGAUGUGAUAUCAUGGAGAGUGUUGCAAACUUUGCUCGGAGGCGCCAAAGAGGUGUGUGUAUUAUGAGUGGAAGUGGCAAUGUAACUAAUGUAACCCUAAGGCAACCGGCUGCUCCUGGCGCAGUCGUGACACUACAUGGAAGGUUCGAGAUCUUGUCACUGGCCGGAUCAUUUCUGCCACCGCCUGCUCCUUCUGCAGCUACCGGGUUGACUAUAUAUUUAGCCGGUGGACAAGGCCAGGUGGUGGGAGGCAGCAUUGUGGGUGCGCUUUUGGCAUCAGGGCCAGUUAUAGUGAUGGCAGCCUCAUUCAGCAAUGCUGCAUAUGAAAGGCUUCCACUUGAAGAUGAAGAAAAUCCAAUCAAUCCAUUGCAAGGAGUUUCACUUGGAUCUCCCCCAGGUAGCGUUGGAGGGCAACAACAACAACAGCAGCAACUAUUAUCUGAUCCUUCUUCAUUCCAAGGGAUGCAACCAAAUCUCCUCAACUCCAUUCAGAUGCCUAAUGAGGCCUACUGGGCGACCGGGCGACCUCCAUUUUAGCCAAUUCGGUGAAACUCAUAGAAGGGUAACUCCCUUGAAUUCAACUUGUUUCAUUUCAACUCAUCAAGAUUUCCUAGCUAAAAACUCUUAGGCAGUUGCACUUGGUUUGUUUUUGGUUCCUUUAUUUUCAAUCACUAUGAGUAAAUUUCUCCUGUCUUUCCGGUUAGCCUUUUUCAUUCCAGUUUGAUGAUUACCAGAUAUUGACAUUAAUGAUUGUAAUUUGAUUAAACUAGUUUGUAAAAAUUUGUUUCUUGGUGAGCUAA